AUGCGCAUUUGCCACGGGUUGGCAGGGGAGGUUGUCCAGGUCGACUCGGAGUACCGCAAGCCGCUGGACUUGGUAAGGCAGCACGCUCGAGAGCGCUGGAGCUUGCAGCUCGAGGACCUCAUUGUGCUAACCUCCAAUGGGAAUGUGCUGAGUGCAGAAAGCCGCGAGGAGGAGGUGGAGGAGGUCUACUUCUUCACCAGGCAGUGCCUGGAAACACAGGUGGAGGUUAUCCCAGACCGCCUGGACCCUGCGGACCCCAGCCUUGCCGCCUUCGGAGGCGUAGAGGAGCUGGAUGAUGUGGUGGGGCAGAGAUGCGAGGAUGUCAUCGAUCCUGUCUUUGAGGCCUUCCGCAGCAACAUCGCGGAGGCCCGGGCCCGGAUCCUUGAGUCUCGGCCCGUAGUCGCCCUGGCACAGCGGUGCGAAGAGCGCGCCCAAGCGCAGACUAGGGCCGCGCGGGCAGUGCUGGAGAACCUCAAUAGCCACCGAACGGCGUGUGGCCGCUCCAUAUCCUUGCUUGUACAGAAGAGCAACCGGGUCCAGGCGAAGCUCUCGGACUGCUUGGAGAAGGUGGAAGCCUCCAUGAAGGCUUUGGAGUCAGUGGCACUUCACACGGCAUUGCAAAGCGAGGGACGGCAGUGCUUGGCUGAUGUGGUGCCACGAGAUCGGAUUCUCCGCUUCACAGAAUCCCUGGAGGCGGAGGCGGCUCAGCUGGUACAACGGCUGGAGAAGCUCCAGCGGCAGGACAGCCAGCUGGAGGGCAUGUGCGAGCAGGUGGCGGAGCGGGUGGAGCAGCUGAUUCGGGAGGACGCGGUCGGCGCUGAAGCUCAGCAGAUCCAUGAGGAGCAGGUGUGCGCUCAGCGGGAGCUGCCCAAGCUGAGGGCCUUAGUGCCCUCGGCCGGCGCGGCUCCGGCCAUGGUGCUGGAGGAUGAGAAGCGUUCUGCGCUCCUGCGAGAUCGCGUCACCAGCGCCUGUGCCAAGCUGCUCCGGGCCAUGGAGCAGCUCCAGAGCUGCUGGGACCGACAGCACCAGAUGUUCGUGCAAAGGCUCCGUGAAGUUGCCUAUGUGCAGUCCAAGGUGCGCUAUGUGGAGAGGCAAGCCGCAUUACUGGAGGAAGAAGUUAAUGCGCAAAGCAGCAAAGCCCAGCAACUGGCGCGACUGCAGAAGAUGCCGAAGGCCUACUAUUCAGCGCUGCGGGAGGUUGGCUUGCGUCGGCAGUUCCGGGAGCGCUAUGUUGCGCAGGCCGAGAAGGCUCGCACGACUCUCUCCAGGAUGGUCGAGGCUGAGAACAGCAGGCGGCGUGGCUUCUUGCAGAAACAUAGCUGCUACUUGCCUGUGGACCUCGUGCAGGGUUUAGGAGCCUUUGCUCCAGCCAGUACCGUGGAGGUGCCAGACUUUGACAGCCAGCUGCCGGACAUAGCGCUGGCCUCCCUCGAGGCGGACAGGGAUGUGCCAGGUCCCACUACUUCAGUCUGCUCCACGUCCUCGCUUCGUGCGACUGUUAAUGUCUCAAAUGUCUCAUCCUCGGGAGAAACUGCUGCAGCACAGGGCUCCGAGGCAGCAGAAGCCAAGCCGGCAGCAAAGGAGGCUACUGCCGAGAGGAUUGCCGAGCUAGAGGCACGAAACAAAGCUUUGGAGGAGCAGCUCGAACACAUGCGGCAGGAAGUGUCAGUCACAACGAAAGCUGGAGAGGAGAAAAGUCUCUAG
Molecule: messenger RNA, 1704 nt
Organism: Effrenium voratum
Lineage: Eukaryota; Dinophyceae; Suessiales; Symbiodiniaceae
Source: the annotation of a GenBank genome assembly